Molecule: messenger RNA, 1272 nt
Organism: Nomia melanderi (Alkali bee)
Lineage: Eukaryota; Metazoa; Arthropoda; Insecta; Hymenoptera; Halictidae
Source: RefSeq, a predicted model, not a curated record
AUGACCGAUCCCAAGACGUUCAGGGAAACUAUCAGACCAACUCUGUACACGAACAUGUUCCUGGGAAUCGGUAUCUUCGAGUUUUCUAACAAAACACGAGUGAAACCGUUCGCGGAGAAGAUCUACGCGUGUUGCUGUCUAGUGAUGAUGGAACUGUGUUAUUACAUGACGGUCACCACCUCCAUGUAUUUUAAACUCCCGCUGCAGGCAGCAGGAUCGAAAAUGGUAAUCCUGAGACCAAUGAUGUGGUACACUGUUAUGUAUCAAUCCGCUUGUUUGAUUGUAAUCAUGGCGAGACGAAAGCCAGAGUUUUCUAUCGCGCAGGUCUUUCGCAAAGUGAUACAUCUUAUAGAAGAGAACGAUCGCAGAAUGGAGGCGAUCGGUUUAUCAAGGGACUAUCGUUCGGUAUACAACUAUCAAAUACGGUCUAUAUGCUGCUUCAUUUUGAUAUUUGUAUGCAGCCAAUUGUACACGUGGCAACGAUCACUGGCCCCAUCACUGCCGCUUUACGUGAAAAUCGUCAAUUGCUUCAGCCUCCAUAUCGUCUCGAUAAUAUGUCUAACCACGAACUUCACGUUCUGCUUUUGGAUCAGGUACGUAUGGUUGAAGUUUGAUCAACUGAACCACUUGUUGAUGAAAAUGAUCGAAGCCCUCGAUCCACCGAAGCAGAAACGAUUUCUCGAGACGACCGAUGAUCUCGAGGUUAAGAGAUCCGAGGAUAACGAUGACGCUCUUCUGUUUGACACAGACACGGUCAAGAAGAUCAAGAAAUCUCAUCUAGCGUUAAUAAGGAUCGCCAAGCAGAUAAGCGCGUUCUAUGGGGUACAAAUUCUUCUGACGUCGACCAUCAUACUCGUUAGACUCGUCAUCCUGUUCUACGUAUGCAACAAAAUGAUGUGGUAUCCGCCGCCUGAUGAUCAAUUAUUGCCCCAGAUAUUAGACCUGAUGUUGUUUUCACUAAUAAACUUGAGCAUGGUUUACAUGGUCCACCAUAUUUGCACGAAGACAAGCUAUAAAGCAGCAGAGACAGGCGAUCUUCUCUGUCGCCUUUACAAUUCGUCGACCACCAUAGAAUUUCGUGACGAGAUACGAAGAUUCACUACUCAGGUUCUGCAGAAUCCGUUGUUGUUUUCGAUAUGUGGACUCGUCGAUUUAGAUGGAUCGUUCAUUUUAAAUGCGCUGGGCAACAUGUUUGGAUACAUGAUCAUGCUGAUUCAAAUGGAGACACAACGACUUAGAACGAGGAUGCAAAAAAACUCCACUGAAGUGUGA